Molecule: messenger RNA, 1082 nt
Organism: Mangifera indica (mango)
Lineage: Eukaryota; Viridiplantae; Streptophyta; Magnoliopsida; Sapindales; Anacardiaceae
Product: vesicle-associated membrane protein 721-like
Exons: 5
Coding region: 278-943 (221 amino acids)
Biological process (GO): vesicle-mediated transport
Cellular component (GO): membrane
Source: RefSeq, a predicted model, not a curated record
AAAAUUACCAUUUGGAGCUCGACAAAGUUGCUAGAUUAAAAUACUUUUCCAGGCCCCCCGUAUCCUUUGUAUUUUCUGCUCCAGAUCGUGUUCUCUAGUCUGAAAUGCUUCACUUUUCUUAAUCUUCACUCAAUUACACCUUCCUUUCAUUUUCUUAAGCCGCUCUCUCUUCUUCAAUAAACCUCGUUAUACCUUCAAAAGGCUGUGGGAGAUAGACAUUUUUUAACCCAAAAACAAAAACCCAGAUCUUAAUUUUCUUUUACUUUGCCCUCCCAAAAUGAGCCAGAAGUCGCUGAUCUACGCCUUCGUCUCGCGGGGCACUGUGCUUCUUGCAGAGUACACCGAGUUCAGCGGCAACUUCAAUUCCAUUGCGUUUCAGUGCCUGCAGAAACUCCCGGCUUCCAACAAUAAGUUUACUUACAACUGCGAUGGUCACACGUUCAAUUAUCUUGUCGAUAAUGGUUUCACAUAUUGUGUAGUUGCAGAUGAAUCAGUCGGAAGACAAUUACCUAUUGCAUUCUUGGAGCGUGUCAAGGAUGACUUUGUUUCCAAAUAUGGAGGUGGAAAAGCUGCCACGGCUCAAGCUAAUAGCCUUAACAAGGAAUUUGGUUCAAAAUUGAAAGCUCAUAUGCAGUACUGUGUUGAUCAUCCGGAAGAUAUAAGCAAGCUUGCAAAGGUGAAAGCGCAGGUGUCUGAAGUAAAAGGUGUUAUGAUGGAGAAUAUUGAAAAGGUUUUAGAUAGAGGGGAAAAGAUUGAGGUGCUCGUGGAUAAGACCGAGAACCUUCAUCAUCAGGCACAAGACUUUCGUAAUUCUGGGACCCAAAUCCGGAGGAACAUGUGGCUGCAAAACAUGAAGAUCAAGCUGAUAGUUCUUGGGAUACUGAUUGCCUUGAUCCUCAUCAUAGUCCUUUCUGUUUGCCAUGGUUUCAACUGUGGAAAAUGAAUGACGUUCUCGAAGAUGCUUUGUUUGUUGCCGAAGCUUUUGCGAUAUGAUAUUGUGAGUUAUAAAAACAUUUAUAUGACAAAAUUUAUGAUCCUGAAAUUGUCUUAAUGAUAAAAUUUGCAUGUGAAUGAGACCUCAA